CAACAGGGAGGAGAAAUUUUUCAGCAGUUUAAAAUAAACCACAGAUAUACAGAGGCAGAUUCAGACCUUAUAAGAAAAUCAUGUCGGGUUUCCUGCACGCGCCAAUGGCUUACGCAAUCCCGCCUUCACUUUCUUCUCAAUCUGUUCGUAGGCCAAUGACCAUGAAGCUCAGUUGUUGCCGCGCUUUCGCUGCCAAAAACGCUGCUAAAUUGCCCAUUCCUCCGAUAAACCCUAAGGAUCCAUUUCUUUCGAAGCUCGCUUCUGUUGCCGCUUCUUCCCCCGAGACGAUUCUUAACCGUCCGGUUAAUCCCGAUACGCCGCCGUAUUUGGAUUUGUUUGAUUCUCCUAAGCUCAUGGCUACUCCUGCUCAAGUGGAAAGAUCAGUGUCGUACAAUGAACACAGGCCGAAGAGCCCUCCUCCGGACUUACCUUCAUUGCUUCUUCACGGUAGAAUAGUUUACAUUGGCAUGCCGCUUGUGCCUGCUGUGACCGAGCUUAUAGUUGCGGAGCUUAUGUAUCUUCAAUGGAUGGAUCCCAAGCAGCCAAUAUAUCUUUACAUAAAUUCUACUGGAACAACUCGUGAUGAUGGUGAAACGGUUGGGAUGGAGACUGAGGGUUUUGCUAUCUAUGAUGCACUUAUGCAGUUACAAAAUGAGGUGCAUACAGUUGCUGUUGGGGCAGCUGUAGGUCAGGCUUGUCUCUUACUUUCUUCUCGAACUAAAGGCCAUCGGUUCAUGAUGCCUCACGCCAAAGCUAUGAUCCAACAGCCUCGUGUCCCAUCCUCUGGCUUGAUGCCUGCAAAUGAUGUUCUUAUACGUGCCAAAGAGGCAAUAACAAACAGGGACACACUUGUUGAACUUCUUGCUAAGCACACUGGAAAUUCUGUGGAGACAGUAGCCAAUGUGAUGAGAAGACCAUUUUAUAUGGAUGCUAACAGAGCUAAAGAGUUUGGGGUCAUUGACAAGAUCCUUUGGCGUGGUCAGGAAAAGGUGAUGGCAGAAGUUGCUGCUCCAGAAGAGUGGGACAAGAAUGCUGGCAUCAAAGUUAUGGAUGGCUUUUAGUAUCUGCCUGGUCGACCCUUGUCAUUGUAUGUAAGAAAGACCCUUUUCUUAACUAAUCAUGGUAGAGGCACCUUACCAUCUUUUGAGGAGUCUUUAAUAUGAAGGAACACCAUUAUUUUAUUACACGGUACAGAUACGAUAAGAAUUUUGAUGAUAUGUUUCAGCUGGAGUAGGUUGCAAUUCGAUAGAGCAUACUCGAUGGAGAUGUGGAAAGCAGUGAUGCACAGACAAAUUUAAAAGUAAGAUACCAUAUAAAUGGUCCUGAAAUUUUGUUGUCAAAUUCUGUCUUUAUCUCGCAGAUUGUGUGAUUGUUUUAGCAGAGUCAUUUGAUGCCAUUGUUGAGCAUUGCAAAAACCAGUUUUCUUCAAUACCGAUUGCAUUUCCAUUUGUUAGUA
Hibiscus syriacus is the source of this 1456-nucleotide messenger RNA. Its product is annotated as ATP-dependent Clp protease proteolytic subunit-related protein 3, chloroplastic-like. The coding region runs from base 81 to 1061 and encodes 326 amino acids. Gene Ontology annotation, biological process: protein quality control for misfolded or incompletely synthesized proteins. The transcript has 9 exons. Gene Ontology annotation, molecular function: ATPase binding; ATP-dependent peptidase activity; serine-type endopeptidase activity. The record is from RefSeq and is a predicted model, not a curated record. Gene Ontology annotation, cellular component: endopeptidase Clp complex. NCBI's taxonomy places the organism in Eukaryota, Viridiplantae, Streptophyta, Magnoliopsida, Malvales, Malvaceae.